AUGGCGUUCCGCGAACUGUACCUCGCCACGUUCAAUACUUCUCCAAAUCAAUCAAAGCAUUUUGCGAUAUUUGUUCCCAAUGAAAAUGACCGUCAGAAAGGCACACUCAUUCAUGUCGUCGGGGCUCCAGGGACCGGAUAUGGACAUGUAUUCGAGCGGAAUUACAACCCUUUCACCAACAAAUCACUGAAUACAAUCACGCUGGUUGGACAUAUUGAUGCACACCAUGUUGUCGACCCGCAAACCACACAACCAUCCAAGGACAAUAUCCCAAGGGGAGACUUAGAGGUCGUUGCACACUACAUUCCUCCACCAUCGGCUUGGAACUUUCUAGCUCCAAAGGGCGGCCUUGUCAGGAGAUGCCAGGAGUGGACUUGGGACUUUGUUACAAAGCUUGUUGCAAAACGAUAUAUAACUGGGCAAGCUCAGGAGAUUGUGAGUUCUCAUUUUGAUCCUCUCAUUUACGGCCUCGACCCGCAGGCUGCUGGAAGAGGGGUGCAUGAAGUAGGGGCCGUCGGGGGUAGAUUUGGCGGAGGGCUACAGCGAGGUCUGUGA
Molecule: messenger RNA, 555 nt
Organism: Microsporum canis CBS 113480
Lineage: Eukaryota; Fungi; Ascomycota; Eurotiomycetes; Onygenales; Arthrodermataceae
Exons: 2
Coding region: 1-555 (184 amino acids)
Source: RefSeq, a predicted model, not a curated record